Hevea brasiliensis (rubber tree) is the source of this 2513-nucleotide messenger RNA. Its product is annotated as transmembrane E3 ubiquitin-protein ligase FLY2. Gene Ontology annotation, molecular function: zinc ion binding. Bases 548 to 2260 code for a protein of 570 amino acids. Lineage: Eukaryota; Viridiplantae; Streptophyta; Magnoliopsida; Malpighiales; Euphorbiaceae. The record is from RefSeq and is a predicted model, not a curated record. The transcript has 15 exons.
AACUCUCUCUCUCUCUCUCUCUCUCUCUAUUGACCUCCAUUUUACCAAAAACAAAAUAAGAGAAGCAAGGGAGGAGAGAAACAGCAGCCAGCUAUCAGUCAUCAGCCAUGUCAACAUUCAACUACUAAAAAACCCAUCUUUACUUUAACGCUCUGAUCUACUCUCUUUAUUAUUAUUAUUAUUAUUAUUAUUAUUCAUAAUAGUUUUGCGUGUAGAUUUCUGGGUAUGAUUUUCUGGUUCAAGAAUCUUCCAGUGAAGGCUUAUCUUUUGUUUAGUUUGGUGAUUACUUCCAUUAAUUAAUCUCCUAAUUUAAGUUGUUGAGCUCUCAUUUUCUCGUCAGGUCGUUAGUUCCCAUUUUGUUUGUUUGACUCCAGUUCAAGCAACCUCUUUCCUGUCGACCCUUUUGCUUGCUAUCUAAUGGGGUGUUUUGUUUCUAUCUGCUUUUCUAUUAUUCAAGACUGGUCCUUUUUGGAAACCAAUUGGAGCUAAAUCCAGGUCUUGCUGCUCCUCGAGCUGGUGGGUGGUGAAAGGGGGCUGUUUUGUUGAUAUGGUUGACUGUGAGAAUUUGGGUUUUUUGAAUGUUCACAGGAGGAGACGGUUAGGGUUUGUUUUUCGGCUUGUGUUUGGGUUAUGGUUUGGGUUUGUGGUUUUACGUCCUGUGGCGGGUCUCAGACCCUUGAAGGAACGGAAUCGGUCGUGGGGCGAUGAGUGGCUAUUUAUUAGAAAAGAUGAAAAUGAUUUGGGUCCAUUUUCUGUAUGGAACAUAACUGGAACUUACCGAGGGACUUGGAAAUCCCUAGAUUCUACAAAUGGCUCUUCCAGGUUUCCAGAUUUCAGGAAAUCCACCGGAGAAUCUGUCAUUGAAUUAGUCAGCACACCAACAAAAAUAACUGGCGUACAUUAUGUCCAGGGUGUUAUUAUUUUCCAUGAUGUGUUUGACAAUACACAUAAUGUUGGUGGUGCUCAAAUCAGGGUGGAAGGUGUUUAUAUAUGGCCCUUUAGACAACUUCGAAUGGUGGCUAACAGUGGGAAAGAGGGGGAGUUGAGCCAAGAAGAAGAUUAUAUUUUAUCCAACCCGUAUCAUUUGCUUGGAGUUUUCUCAUCUCAAGUGUUCCAAGAAUCUACAAGAGAUAAAAUAUGGAGGAGAAAAAAUUCACCCAUUUAUGAGAUGGAGAAACAUUGUAAUAUUGAAAUUGCAGCCCAAAUCAAUCGUGUCUCUUCCAGCCAAAAUGAUGGAGACCGUGAUCGUUAUCACAUGGAAGGGUUAAUGGAGAGUCCUGCUGUGGAUGAUGAUGGGGACUGCUUCUCACCUUUACUACUAAAUGCUACUUCUGUCAACAUUGAAGUAUACUAUAAUAAAGCAGUGAACUAUACCUUGAUGGUCACUUUUGUCUCUUUCCUCCAAGUUCUUCUGUUGAUCCGACAAAUGGAACAUAGCAACACUCAAUCAGGAGCUGCCAAAGUUUCAAUAUUAAUGAUUGGGCAGCAGGCUAUCAUGGAUGCUUAUCUUUGCCUUUUACAUUUGACAGCAGGAAUAUUAGUUGAAUCCUUAUUUAAUGCUUUUGCAACUGCUGCAUUUUUCAAAUUUGUAGUCUUCUCAAUUUUUGAGAUGAGAUAUCUUCUUGCUAUCUGGAAAGCAAGCAGGCCCAUGAAUAGUGGGGAGGGUUGGGAGACAAUGAGGCGCGAGCUCUCAGUUCUAUAUAGUCGUUUUUAUGGGAUCCUUUUGGGAGGCAUUCUGGUCAUGUAUGAGUUCCAUAAUUUUCUGCGACCAAUUCUGCUCUUGAUGUACUCCUUUUGGAUACCUCAAAUAAUCACUAAUAUUAUUCGUGAUUCAAGAAAAUCUUUGCACCCACAUUAUAUCGUAGGCAUGACCAUUACUCGGCUAGCAGUCCCAUUAUAUAUAUUUGGAUGCCCUAAGAACUUCAUGCGCAUUGAGCCUGACAAGACUUGGUGUAUGUGUUUGAGUAUAUUUAUCGGACUUCAAGCAUCAGUUCUUCUUCUUCAACACUAUCUUGGGUCUCGGUGGUUCAUUCCUCGACAGAUCCUGCCUGAGAAAUAUAGCUACUAUAGAAGGUUUGACCAGGAUACAAAUCAGGCCACAGACUGUGUUAUUUGCAUGACUGCAAUUGAUCUCACUCAGCGUUCUAAUGAUUGCAUGGUGACUCCAUGUGAUCAUUUUUUUCAUUCUGGUUGUCUACAAAGGUGGAUGGAUAUCAAAAUGGAAUGCCCAACUUGCCGGCGACCACUGCCACCAGCUUAGGGAGAUUAUUCCACUUCCAUUUAUAUUACAUAGGAUUGAUUGGCACUUCCCAACUGUUAAUUCAGGUUGGGAAAAGAACCCCUAUAUUUGGUUGGGUACAUCUUCAGAAGAUAGUUGAGAUAGAGGCAUAAGCAACAUUGAACUUUACUGAUGCUGCAACAAAUUGUACUUGACAUCUCUUGUAGUAAUUGUAUAAUGUAUAUCUUUAGCACACUCAUGGAAAUUUCAGAAAUGCAAAUUAUUUUCAAUUUCA